CGAAACAAAGCAACUACAAACAAUUAUUUCGCUCUUGCAUUGUUGCAAAUAUGGACGUUUAGUCCAGUUAUUCUGAUUCAGAAAAAUAUUUUUGCAAAAAAUUAUAUUGUAAAAAUUAAGAAUUUUAUAUCGUUUAUAAAAACAUUCGUUACCUGACGCGUAAAGUGUUAUUUAUAUUAUUUAUUUACACAAGUCGCGUCGCUUUAUUUCUUAUUUUGCUUUGUUUUCUUUUUUAUUCCGUUUGUGUCUAAAGAAACAUUUUUUCUGCUCUGUGAAAAAUCGAAGUUUGUUUCGCGUCUGCUUCAAAAACAUAAAAUAUUUCAAAUAGCAGCAUAUUAUGAAUCUUAUAACCACAUCUAAGUGAAUACAAAAUCAAUAAAAUAUAUAGAAAUAAUAAAAAAAAAACUAAAAAAAAGUUAUAAACCAAAUUGGAAGUGGGCGUUGUAAAACUCUGCAUAAUUUCAAUAUACAAAAGCUGUGAAUUUUUCAUCAUUCAGCUUAAAAACCACAAAGUUAAAAUCUAUAAAAAAAAACAAGAAAAACGAUAUAAAUACUAGAUACGGAAAAAAUAAGCUUAUAUUGGAAAAUAUAACUUUUUGUGAAAUCAAGAGGAAUUGAGGCAAACUAAAGUUUAGACGAAAGAUAACCAUGGCCGAAGACACUGAAUAUAAGAAAUUGCCGGUUGAUGAAAGAUGUGUUCAUAAGCUUUGGAAGGCUCGUGUAGAUGGAUAUGAAGAAGCAGCAAAAAUCUUUCGCGAGAUUGAUGAUGAGAAAUCUCCGGAAUGGAUGAAAUUUUUGGGCCUGAUCAAGAAGAUGGUGGUAGAUUCAAAUGCCAUGGCUCAAGAAAAAGGCCUUGAGGCUGCGUUGAUUUUUGUUGAAAACUGUGGUCAUGCUGGUAAAACGGUAGGGGAUGUUAUGUCAGGUAUAGUGCAAAAAUGCAUUGCGGCCCCGAAAACUAAAACCAAAGAACUUUCGGUUCAAGUAACACUCAUGUACGUUGAAAUUGAAAAGCACGAAGCAGUUGUAGAGGAGCUAAUAAAAGGUAUGGAACACAAAAAUCCUAAAAUUGUAGCUGCAUGUGUGGCUGCAACUACACUGGCACUGAAGGAGUUUGGCAGUAAAGUCAUUAGCGUAAAGCCGCUUAUAAAAAAACUGGCGCCCCUAAUGAGUGAGCGAGAUAAGGCCGUGCGAGACGAAGGGAAACAGUUGGCAGUUGAACUUUACAGAUGGAUUGGCCCAGCUAUGAAACAACAGCUUUCUUCACUCCCUCAAGUAACUGUCAAAGAACUCGAAGAUGAAUUUGAUAAGCUGAAGGGAGAAAAGGCCGAACCAUCUCGUUACUUAAAAUCACAACAAGAAAAACAGCAGCAAAUGUCCGCAGCAGCUGCUGAGAAUGAAGAUGGUGGAAAUGAUGACUAUGUUGAUGCUGGUGGGGAAGAAAUUGAUCCUAUAGAUCUUCUUGAUCCUGUAGAUAUUCUUUCGAAAAUGCCGAAAGACUUUUACGAUAAACUUGAAGAGAAAAAGUGGACUUUACGAAAGGAAUCUUUGGAAGCUUUAGAAAAACUCUUAACAGAGAAUCCAAAACUCGAAAGUGGCGACUAUGGACCAGUGGUAACUGCACUAAAGAAAGUAAUUACAAAGGACACCAAUGUUGUAUUGGUUGGCAUGGCGGUUAAAUGCCUUGCAAUGUUGGCUAAAGGUUUGGGGAAACGUUUUUCUCCAUAUGCCAUGGCAUGUGUACCGUCAUUGUUGGAGAAGUUUAAGGAAAAGAAGACGAAUGUCGUCUCAGCAUUACGAGAAGCUAUGGAUGCAAUUUAUCCAUCUACAAAUUUGGAUGCGAUGCAUGAACAAAUUGUUGAGUCCUUGGGUAAUAAAAAUCCUAGUGUAAAGUCAGAGACAGCUUCAUUUCUAGCUAGAGCUUUUGCGCGUACUCAACCUGCUUCUAUAAAUAAAAAACUGUUGAAACUCUUAGUGACUACUCUAAUUAAAACUUUGAACGAACCAGAUCCCACAGUUAGAGAUUGUUCGGCCGACGCAAUAGGUACCCUUAUGAAAUUAAUGGGAGAAAAACAAGUAGGACCAUUUCUGGCUGACGUAGACGCUUUGAAGAUGGCAAAAAUCAAGGAGUGUCAAGAGAAGGCUGAAAUAAAGGUUAAAAUUGCGGGAGUUAAAAAGGAGAGACCUGUUACAGCACCUAAUAGUAAACCAGCAGCUUCUGCACCACCAAAGGCUGGUUCUAGUGAGCCAAAACCAGUAUCUCGUCCAGCUACAGCAGGUGUUAAAAAAGUUGCUGUAAAAAAGGCGGCACCAGCUACUGGUGGUGGUAGCGCUGCAGCUCCACUAUCAAAGAGUGCUAGUGCAACUAAAGUCUUAGCCACUGAGCGAGAAAUGUCACCCGAAGAAGUACAGGGAAAAGCGGAUGAGAUAAUUGAUCCGACUAUACUCGCUGGCUUGGGAGAUUCAAAUUGGAAGAACCGUUUGGCUGCUGUCGAAAGUUUUCAGCAACAAAUUGCAGACUUUGACACCAAAAUGCCGGGCAUUUCGCAAGUCUUAGUUAAAACAGUUAGUGGUCGCAAGCCCGGCUUGAAGGAAAUGAACUUCCAAGUAUUAAAAAUCAAACUGGACAUUAUACGGACAGUUGCUGAAACGUACGCACUAUCUACAACAACCAUAGAUGUUGUUGUAAAUGAAAUAACGGAGAAACUCGCUGAUGUUAAAAAUGGAAGCACUGCCGGUGAUGUCUUGACGGCCUUUGCAGAAGCCACUAAAUUGGACUAUAUUGUGGGAAAGGUGUUCUCAUUUGCUUUUGAGCAGAAGUCUCCCAAAGUGCAAUCGGAAGCACUGAACUGGGUGAAUAGAUCGAUAUUGGAAUUCGGCUUUCAAAUUCAGCCAAAACUCCUGAUUGACGAUGUACGAAAAGCAGUACAAAGCACCAAUCCAUUAGUUCGGGUGGCCGCUAUAGGUUUAGUCGGAACAAUGUCCAUGUACAUGGGAAACGCUUUGAUGAUGUUCUUUGACAACGAAAAGCCAGCAUUGAAGUCUCAAAUACAAGCAGAGUUUGAUAAAAACAUCGGCGAAAAGCCUCCCAAGCCAACAAGAGGUGUUAAAAAAUCAUCUGGUUCAUCAAAAUCGACAGAUGGUGGCGGUGACGGUGAUGCCGAUGCAGCAGACGAUGCAGAUGAACCAGAGCCAGUGAACUUAGCUGAUAUGUUGCCAAGGGUUGACAUUUCUAGUCAAAUAACUGAGUCGUUGUUGAAGGAAAUGUCUGAUAAGGAUUGGAAAGCCAGAAAUGAAGGUCUUAACAAACUGCAAUCUAUUAUAAACGAAGCAAAGCUGAUAAAACCAACCAUUGGGGAUUUAGCGCCAGCUCUAGCAUUGCGAUUGUUAGAUUCAAAUGCAAAAAUUGCACAAACAACCAUGUCGAUUUGCGAACAAUUAGCAAAUGCAAUGGGACCAGGUUGUAAGAAUCACGUAAGGGUUUUAUUUCCUGGUUUCCUGCAUGCUUUAGGUGAUAGCAAAAGCUUUGUUAGGGCUGCGGCUUUAAAUUGCAUAAAUAGUUUUGGUGAAAAAGGGGGCUAUAAGGAAUUUUUUGAAAAUGAAAUGAUUGCCGAUGCACUGAAGUCAGGUUCGCCGUCUUUGAAAAUCGAACUUUGGGCAUGGCUGGCUGAAAGAUUACCACAAAUGCCACCUAAAAGCAUUUCAAAAGAGGAGUUAACAUCCAUGAUUCCCUUAUUGUAUGCCCACAUAUGCGAUCGUAAUGCCGAUGUACGCAAAAAUUCGAAUGAAGCUGUUUUAGGAAUCAUGAUUCACCUGGGUUUCGAGACUAUGGUAAAGGCUCUAGACAAACAGAAACCAGCUUCCAAGAAAGAUAUACAGGCAUCACUAGACAAAGCUCGUCCAAAUCUACCGGUUAAACCAUUACCAAAGGGAAAACAGCAGGCGCCUAUUUUAGAAGAACCUAAAAAGUCAGUAAGAGGCGGUGGAGCUGGUGGUGGUUCUGCUCUUCAAAAACCAGGUGCGAACAAAAGUACUGCUGGUGCUAGAGCUGCCAAUACAUCAUCAUCCCGUAAAAAAGAAGAAGAAGUAGAUACUUCCCCUUUGAUGGCUGUUAACAACACCAAGAAUCAAAGAUUAAUAGAUGAACAAAAAAUGCGAGUUCUAAAGUGGACUUUCACCACACCUAGAGAAGAAUUUAUUGAUUUACUCAGAGAGCAAAUGACCACAGCUAAUGUCAACAAGGGCCUAAUGGCCAAUAUGUUCCACGAUGAUUUUAGAUAUCACUUAAAAGUGAUAGAAUCAUUGAUGGAAGACUUGCCCCAAAAUCCCAAAUCUUUAAUAUGCAAUUUGGAUUUGAUUUUGAAAUGGCUUUCGUUGCGUUUCUAUGAUACUAACCCUUCAGUUUUAAUUAAGGGUUUAGAGUAUCUACAACAGGUGUUUCUGACUUUGGUCGAACAUGAGUACAUUUUAGCUGAGAAUGAAGGUAGUGCAUUUAUACCUCAUUUGCUAUUGAAGUUGGGCGACCCCAAAGAUACUGUACGCAAUGGCGUUCGCUCUCUGCUAAGGCAAAUUCUUUUAGUUUAUCCCUAUACCAAAGUCUUUGUUUAUGUCAUGGAAGGAUUAAAGUCUAAAAAUGCCAGACAACGAACCGAGUGUUUGGAUGAAUUGGGUUAUUUGAUUGAAAAUUACGGGCUUACUGUAUGCCAACCGUCCCAACAGGUGGCACUAAAAGAAAUUGCACGUCACAUUUCCGAUCGUGACAACAGCGUUCGAAAUGCUGCUCUUAAUUGCGUAGUACAAGCUUAUUUCCUGGCUGGAGAAAAGAUAUACAAACUUAUUGGUCAAUUGAACGAUAAAGAUCUGUCCAUGUUAGAUGAACGCAUCAAACGCGCCAAAAAGCCGCAAAGAAAACCAGCCGAAACCAAUAAUGUAAGCGUCAAAUCGUCGGGUCAGAUUCUACAGCAAGACAGCAUUGAAAUUGAUGAACCAUCUACGAAUGGAUGCGAUGAAUUGCCAUUGCCCGAAGAGCACGAUCAAAGUUCUGAAUAUGAAACAAACGAAGCUAAUAACUCCUGUAUGGCUGAUAAAGAUGUGCGCGCUACAUCGCUCAUAAGACAAGCAACAUUUGACCAGCCUUCAACAGCUCCUGUGAUCAGCAUUAUGCCACAACAUAUACAACCCCCAAAAACUACAGGGCCAUUUGGUUUGGAUCCAAACAAAAUAGCUGAAAUAGAAAAGGAUUGGGUACGCGUUGACCAAUUGGAACGCGUUGAAGUCCCAAGGGUUGAUAUUUCUCUACUCUUUGAACCCAUUAAAGUAAUUGCAACUAAAGAUGGAGUAAAAUAUCCUCAAGAAAAAUUCGAGCAGCUCCUCUCGCGAUCUCGUUAUAUGCAACAAACUCAUACAACUCCACCUCCGCCAUCGGCUGUUGGUGGAAUGGUUGGCAAUAAUGGAUCCCCAUAUCUAAGUCCCCAACAGCAACAGCAGCAAUUUAAUGCAGCUCUCUAUCAACAAACAAUGGGUAUCAAUUCGCCAAAGUAUGUAUCAAUUUUGGCCGAUGUUUUGCCUAAACAUGAUCCUCAUUUAAUAAAAAUAAUAAAGGCUACUAGCAGUACGGACACCCUAAAAGCUAGGGCGGCCAUUAAUGAGCUAAACGAAAUAAUUGAUUCUCCUGAGAAACAAGCCGUUCUAAAGGAUUAUGAAGAGAUUUUCAUUCAAAACGUGCUGGCACAGUUGAAGAAUCUCUCUCAAAUACCUAUUACUGAAUCGCUCGUAGUUUAUCAGCCAUUGUUAUCUAUUUUGUAUACGUUUUUCCACUCAAAAAUGUUGGGAAAAACUUUGAGCGCUGCCUGCAUUAAAAAUCUAAUGUCGGCUUUACUGCAUCUGUUGGCAGAUCAAAAACUAAAUACAGGCGAUGAUGGCCAAUAUAAUAAAGUAAUAAAUGGCAUUUGUUUAAAAGUGUUGGAUAAAUCAAAUUUCACCAACAUGAAUUGCGCUUUAAUACGUUUACUACGCGAAACAUGUCCCGAGGCUGGUCUACCGAAGUUUACAGACCUUUUAAUGAAAUGCAUAUGGCGCAAUGUCAAAACGUUGCCUGAACGAAGCAACGAACUGAACUAUGAUGCUGUAAUACUUGAAGUCCACGAAUUUAUGCUGGCUUUGCCAAGUUCUUGGUGGCAAACACGACCAUCGGACACACCUUUGAGAACAGUGAAAACCAUUAUACAUAACAUGGCAAAGGUUAAAGGAAAUGCCAUAUUGCAACAUCUAAAUCAGAUUCCCACACAUUCUGAACUUCAUGCGUAUUUGAUAAAAAUUUUAAAGAACUUACAAAAAGAGGGUAAUUUGCCGAGUUCAUCCCCUCAACGUUCGGCAUCUUCGAGAGAUCUGCAAUCUAAACAGCGUAUUUCCAAUCAGGCUCACGAAACCAUGUCCCAAAUAUUUAAAUUAAUUUCCGACAAAGAAACAAAGCAGCAAGGUCUGCAAAAUUUAUAUGACUUUAAGACAAAAAAUCCCGAAAUUGAUGUUUCGGCCUUCCUAAAAGGAGCUAGUCCCAGCUUCCAAAAGUACAUUGAAGAAGGUUUGGCUGAAAUACAGCGUUCAGUUUCAACUACAGGUGAUGUAAAUCCAGCACAGAUUCAGAAUUUAACACAAUUGAAUGAUAAUCGUUUGGUCGCACGAUCUUCGUACCUAACAGAUGCAAAUUAUCAGAAUCAACAUGCUUCCGCAAUUGCUGAAAAUGCUGGCGUUAAGCCAGACCCAGAUUUUUGGAUGGAUCGUUUAAAUCAACUAAGAGCCAAAGCAAACUUGGCUCCUCAUAGAAAUGCCGAUGGUAGCCACUUAACCAAUUCACAUUUAAUGAUGAUGGACAAUAAAGUCAUGGAUGAGAACCUCAGUUUAAAUUCAAUGAAUGCCCAAAAAGUGUCUUUAAUACGGAGAGAUAAACCAGAAAUGUCGCCAAAUCGUCUGCAACACAUACAAGCCAAGUUGGCCCAGAUAAAAAAGGAAAGUCAUACUUAGAUCUAUGAGCAUUUUACAUUUUACUUUUAUAGAAUCCCCGAAGAGUGUCUCAAUUCCGACACAGUAAAUCCUAUUUUUCAUAAAAAUCCUCUAAACCUUUGCUUCAUCUGUGUGACCCGAAUUUGUCCAUGCUAAGCUGCACCGACCCUAAACUACUUAUCACCCAUCUAUCCAUUCAUCCAAUAAGGUUUUGUGCGAGUAUGAACAAUGGAAUAUUAUUGUAAAGGAUUUUUGACUGAAGCAGUUGCGAUACACAUUUAAAUGCUUAAAAUUAAACUUUCCAAUAUACAAGAAAACAGGAAAAAUUAAAUAAACACCCAAUACGUAUAAAAAUAUGAUUGAUCUAUACUCAAAUGCAACAAGAAUACAAACCUAUUCUUAUUACUCAUGCGUUGGGUUUAGUAAUAUAAUUAACAGAACUAAUAUUUAAUACAUACAUACAUACAUAUUUAAAAAUACUAAUUUAAUAAAAGAAAGAAGAAGUACGAUUUUAAACCUAAUUGAACUUAUUAAUCUACACAGGAAAAGAUCAACAAAUAAAAUGAAACUUAAUGAAAAUUGUUUUCUUACUUAUUUAAACAACAAAGUUGUAGUUAAGAAAGACAUUUUAUUAUUUAUUAACCAUAUUUUCUUUACUUCAAUAAUACGUGUAUUGUGGGUACUGAAAAUUAGGAGCAUUAGAUUGGCUUUCUUUUUAAUAUAAUAAGUUCGUUAAUUAUUCUAAACCUUAAAUCUCAUUUCGCAUUGUUUGUUAACCGCAUACAUUUUUCAUAUUACAAGUUUUAAUGAAACAACUUAGUAUUAAGUAAAGAAAAUUUGUCUGUUGAUUUCUUUUUCAAUGCAGCCACUAUUUUUAAUUAUUUCUCUUUAUAGAGAUUAUAAGUACUUUAAUAUCACAUUGUUUUUUACUCGUCUCGUCUCUUCAUUUUAUUUUUAUUUCCUUUCAUCAUCCAUAGCAUUUGUUACCGUAUUUCGCUAUUUUUUUUUUUAUUAAGUUUUGUUCUUAUUGUAUUUCCAUUUUUUUCUUUAAUUAGCUUGUAGGAAUUCUUUAAUUUUUGUAGAUGUAAGUUAACAAUUUUAAUAAUUUUUUUAAAUUUUUUUUACUUAUGAACCAGUGUGAAUCUUUCAUUAUCUUUAACCUAAUAAAAAUUUCCUAAAAAUAUAAUCAAAUAAAACUUAUACACAAACCAAUAUUAAACUAAAAA
This is a messenger RNA of Calliphora vicina (urban bluebottle blowfly), 8222 nucleotides long. It is a transcript of the gene msps, whose product is annotated as msps cytoskeleton-associated protein 5. Gene Ontology annotation, molecular function: microtubule plus-end binding; microtubule plus end polymerase activity. Gene Ontology annotation, cellular component: kinetochore; centrosome; spindle pole. Bases 649 to 7017 code for a protein of 2122 amino acids. Lineage: Eukaryota; Metazoa; Arthropoda; Insecta; Diptera; Calliphoridae. Gene Ontology annotation, biological process: establishment or maintenance of microtubule cytoskeleton polarity; mitotic spindle organization; centrosome duplication. The record is from RefSeq and is a predicted model, not a curated record. The transcript has 16 exons.